AUGCUCGUCAAUUCACUCCUCAUAGCCAGUGCCUUCAUGGCAACCAGCAUCUAUGCCUGGAAUAAAGACGUCCAUCAACAAAUCGGUCAUGCCGCAGAACACCUUCUGACCCCCUCCACAAAGUCCAUUCUCUACCAAAUACUCGAGCCCCACUACAACAACAGCAUCGGCCUCGCAGCAGCAUGGGCAGACGACUACGCUCACACCCCCAAAGGCGCUUUCAGCUACCAAUGGCACUGGAUAGAUUCUGCAGACGACGCUCCUCGCUACUGUAAUGUUUACUAUCACCGUGAUUGCUCAGCAGGCGGUUGCGUGGUUUCUGCUAUAGCAAAUCAGACGCAGAUUCUAAAGUCUUGUAUAGACAGAGUCAAGGCUGGUGAGCUGCUGAAUGGAGAGGAUACAACUUGUUCGCAGGCAUUGAAGUGGGUAGUGCAUUUCCUGGGCGAUAUCGCACAGCCUUUGCACGCUUCGGGGCGCAAGGCGGGAGGCAAUGGCAUCGAAGUUGUAUUCGGGAACAAGACUACCGAGUUACAUGCUGUCUGGGAUGGCUACAUACCCUACGCCGACGCGAACGUCACAAGUUUCCCCAAUACAACCAUCCACCCUUUCUUCUCAAACCUCCUCUCCCGCAUCCACGCUGACGACUUUGACCUCCCCACUUCGGAAUGGAUGGCCUGCUCCAAUCCCUCCAGAGCUCUAGAAUGCGCACUAAACUGGGCUCGCGACAGCAACGCCUUGAACUGCGAUUACGUCUAUGCAAAAGACAUCGAUGGUGUGGAUUUGGCGACAAGUGGGUAUGCGAGUGGUGCGUUCCCUAUCGUGGAGUUGCAGACGAGUAAAGCGAUUUUGCGGUUGGGGACUUGGUUGAAUGGAUUGGUGGAUGGCCAAGGCAGUCAUGCUCAAAGUCUUGUGGUACAGACGGAUCCGAGUUGGUCGAUGGAUUCUGAUCGUGGCGAGUAG
Aureobasidium namibiae CBS 147.97 is the source of this 960-nucleotide messenger RNA. RefSeq names its product nuclease PA3. Lineage: Eukaryota; Fungi; Ascomycota; Dothideomycetes; Dothideales; Saccotheciaceae. Gene Ontology annotation, molecular function: nucleic acid binding; endonuclease activity. Gene Ontology annotation, biological process: DNA catabolic process. The record is from RefSeq and is a predicted model, not a curated record. The coding region runs from base 1 to 960 and encodes 319 amino acids. The transcript is spliced from 3 exons.